ACGGGAAGCGCCGCUGCGUGACUCCGGCGGGGCAGCCGGGCAAAGUAAGAGUCUCAUUGCAGUGGUACUGCAGCUGCCCUGCCCGCACCAUGCGCCUCUCCGGCUCCAGGGCGGGCUCCGUGCGGCUGCUGCUCUCGCUGGCUGCUCUGUGGCUGUCGGAUGCUAAAGAAACAGGUACAGCUAUGACAACAGGAGAUAUCAAUCAGCAAACUCAAGAGAGCAUUUCUGAUUAUACCACGAAGAGACAUGACUUAUCUACCCCUGGUUCACAUCUCACUGCACAAGAUUUUAAUCAGCAGACUAAUGAAAAUCUCACAAUAGUGCUGAAUAACAUAUCCAUACCAGGGUUUUCCAGUGCUCCAGUGGAAAAACCAGUUAUACUAGCCGAUCCAGCUACCAUUGAACUCUUGUGUACCCUGAACAGCACAUCCACUGAUUCAGCAGCCAUUAAUAUGACGUGGAAGAAGGAUAAUGAAACAGUCAGAAGUGGCAAUGUCACCUCUAGUAAACUCAAAAAUGUCUGGAGUACUCAAUAUACGUUGAAUAUCAGAGAGAGAAAUCAAAUGGGAAAUUACACUUGUAUUUUUAAAAGUGAAAAAGAAGUGAAAGCCACAUUUCAUGUGCAAGCACCUCAGAUUGAUGGAAAAGAACAUCAUGUAGUCAGUUAUGUAGGAGAUUCUGUUGUCCUGGUCUGUAAAAGUGUCAAAUAUACUCCUAUCAACUGGAUCUGGUACAUGAGUAAUGGAAGUGACCAGAUUGCUGUUAAUGAUUCUUUGAUGCCAGAUAAAUAUAAAAUCAACAAAGAGAAUAACAGAACAACAAAAUUCAAGAUUCUGAAGAUCUCAGAGAAAGAUGAUAGAUCAUAUUGGUGCCAAGCUGAAUUUAAAUUAGGAGAGAGCACAGGAAAAGUAUCCCUUAAAGUCCUCACCUAUAUGGUACCACUCAAACCAUUUCUUGCAAUAGCAGCUGAAGUUAUUAUUUUAGUAACCAUUAUUUUCCUGUAUGAGAUGUACUCCAAAAAGAAGCAGGUGCUGUCAGAUGAUCAAAAAGAAUUUGAACAAAUUGAGCAACUUAAAUCAGAAGAUAGUAAUGGUGUGGAAAAUAGCACCACGAGGCAACGAAAAGUUUAAAUCAGUUCCUAAAGGAAGGAGAAUUUGAGCCAACAAAAAGGAAAUAUCAUUUGGCCAUCACAAAACCACAGGAAGAUGUACAUGGCUAUGCAUUUCAGAUAUCUCCAAUGCUUCUAAUUAGGACUCGUUAGACUUGUAACAAAAUAAUGAAGAUCUACUCUGCUUUUAAAAUAUAGACAUGAAACUGCCUCUUUGCCCAGACUUCUAUAAAGUCUAUACUGUAGCCUGAUAUUACAUAUGUACACUCAAA
This is a messenger RNA of Pelodiscus sinensis (Chinese soft-shelled turtle), 1380 nucleotides long. It is a transcript of the gene EMB, whose product is annotated as embigin. The record is from RefSeq and is a predicted model, not a curated record. Gene Ontology annotation, biological process: cell-cell adhesion. Gene Ontology annotation, molecular function: cell adhesion molecule binding. NCBI's taxonomy places the organism in Eukaryota, Metazoa, Chordata, Testudines, Trionychidae. Gene Ontology annotation, cellular component: cell-cell junction; plasma membrane.